Molecule: messenger RNA, 333 nt
Organism: Brenthis ino (lesser marbled fritillary)
Lineage: Eukaryota; Metazoa; Arthropoda; Insecta; Lepidoptera; Nymphalidae
Source: the annotation of a GenBank genome assembly
AUGAAUAAGAUCAAGACUGGAGGUGGAGCACCUGAGUACAUACCCCCAGAUGAUAUUCUCGACCAUGUAUCUUCUUUACUAGGAAGUACAGUAAAUGGGUUCACAGUUGAGUUUGGGGGUGACGCAGAACCAGCUGAGUUCAUCAAAGAUAAUGACACAAAGGCUUUGCAUGUGCAUGAUGAGGUGGGAAUAGAGGGUGGUCAGGUAGAGGUGCCAGCUUUGUCAAUAGACAGUAAAACAUUUUCUAUAGAUAAUGCUGAUGUGGUAAUGGAACCAAUUUUGGUGGUGGAACAAGGUGGUGGAAGCACACUAGCUCAUACUCCAGAUAAACCU